Fonticula alba is the source of this 6706-nucleotide messenger RNA. RefSeq lists its product as hypothetical. The coding region runs from base 1 to 6627 and encodes 2208 amino acids. The transcript is spliced from 18 exons. NCBI's taxonomy places the organism in Eukaryota, Rotosphaerida, Fonticulaceae. The record is from RefSeq and is a predicted model, not a curated record.
AUGGUCUGGUUCGACGGAGCCCCGGCCGUGGCGCCUGGCAUCGCCAGCUGCCCGGGCCCGGUCCCGCUGGGCUGCGGCCAGGGGGCCGUGGUGGCCGCGGCCCCCAUCCGGCCUGGGCUCUGGGUGACCGUCACCUCGGGGAGCCUGUCCCUCUGGAGCAAUGCCGUUGAUGGAGCCACCGGCGGCGGCGGCUUCACUGGUGGCUGUACGCCCGAUGUGCCGGAGCUCUGGCGGCUCUACCUGCUGGACUGGCGCACCGGCCGGCAGCUCCAGGCCCCGAUGGUCAUCCCACCACACCUGGUGCCAACUGCCGGUGCCGGUGCCGGGGGCGGCGGCGGCGGCGGCGGGCACCUGGCCGCCGGGCUGGCCUUCUGUCCGACAUGGGACCGCCUGGUCCUGGCCCUGGCCGGGCCGCAUUCCGCCUGGCUGCUCUUCGCGGACCUGUCCUCCGGCGAUGAUGACGAUGACGAGGGGGCGUAUGGGAGCUGGCCCGGCCGCCGGGGCUCGUCGGGGCCCGCCGGGGCUGGGUCCUCCUCGCCGGGGCUGCUGGGCUGGCUCCGCCGUGGCCUGCUCGGGCUCGAUGGCGAGGGGGAGGAAAGUGCCUCGGCUGGGCGUGCUGACGGCCCGGCCAGCAGCACGGAGCUCGAGUACCUGGGCACUGCGCACUUGCCCCCGGGGCCGGUCCUGCGGCGGGCCUUUCGGUGUCAACUGCCGCGCUCGGCCGAGGGCCGGCCCACGCGCCUGGCACUCGCGCCCUCGGGUCUGCUGAUUGUCGGCCUGUCGUGCGGCGAUGCAUUGGCCUAUCGGUGGAGCUUUUCCGGGGAGCUGGGCUGUCCGGGGACCGGGCUUGCCGAGGGGUGCUGCUCGGAGGUGGGCUGCCUGGAACCGCUGCCCAUCGCCGAGGCGGCCUCGCCCGAUUCCUCGGCCCCCGGCGCGUCACCAUUCUACCCCCUGUCCCCGGGCGAGGCCGAGGGCCUGGGCGCGGGCGCGGCCCCGGGCCCGGUCGGCCGGGCGGCCAAUUCUUUCGGCUUCGCCAGCGGCCCGGAGCCGGGGCCCGGCGCCGGGGUCGAGUCGCAGCCCCGGCCGCCGGCGACCCGGGCACCACCCCCGGCCGCGGGCGCCACCGCGCAGCCUCCCGACACGGCGGACACAUCGCCGCCGGGGUCGGCCGUGGCCGAGUCGCCCGGGGUCGACGCGCGGCCUCGAUGCCGAGGCCGGCCGCUGGACUCGGUCGGCCGGCUGAGCUGGCGCGACACGGCCACCGUCCUGGGGGCCGAGACCCUGCCCGGGCUGCUUGUGGCCGGGUUCCGCCGAGAUCCUGGCGGGCCGAAUGGCGUCACUCUGACUGCCCUGUCGGGCAACCCGGGCGCCGAGGACCGCCUGCCCGGAGUCGACAAGCUGGCGGCAUGCAUCACCUCGCUGGCCUUCAGCGCCCCGCCGCCGGCCCAUGUGUCGCUGAUGUCGGCCGCGCGUGCCGACAGCCCGGUGGUGCUGCUGGUCGGGCACCUUGGCGGGGCGGUCAGCAUUUGGUCUGUCUCGAUUGCCGGGCCGGAAGAGCCGCUCCCCCGGCAGCGCGUCAACACGGCCCUGCUGUCGGCCUGCCUGCGCCCGGCGCUGCCGCAGAAGGCCCUCGAUGGCGGCGGUGGCGGGCCUGACGGGCCGCCGGGGCUGCCCGGCGUCUGCCUGUAUUGCCCCCCGACGCCCGGGGUGCUGCCCGGGCAGGACGCCCUCUUUUGGAAUGGCUCGCACUCGCUGCUGGCCCUGACGCCGGUGCGGUACCUGCACCGGGGGCCCGAGGGCCAGGUGCUCGGCGCCGAGGCGGCCCUGCAGCCGGCCGGGGCGGCUGGCCUGUCGCUGGUGGCGGGCGACGGACGCCAGCACAUCCUCCCGGUGGCGUGGACCGUGCCGCAGGCCACCCUGGCCACCAGGUCGGCCGUGGUGUCGCGCCCGGGCGGCGGGUACCUGGUGUUCACCGGCUGGCAGGAGCCGCUGUCCUGCACGUCCGGCCUGGCGGAUGUCGAGCUCACCGGGGGCGGGCUUUUGCCCCACACGGCCGGCGGCGGGGCCGCCAUCCGGGAGUUCCUCUGCCGCGGGGCGGAGCUGGCCCCCUCGACCGUGCCGCCCUCCCCCUGCCAGGUGUGGGAAUGCCCGCCCCUGCCGGCCUCCUUCGACGACUCAUGCGGGCCGAUUCAGCAUGUGGCCCUGUCGCCGGAUGGGCGGGCCCUGUGCUUUACCGGGGUGCGUGGUGGCCUGGUGGUGUACAUCGCCGGGCCGAGUGAGCCGGUGGGCUUCUCUUCCGGGACCUGGCGACGCUUUUCCAGCGACUCGCAGGAGCGCCGCAUCCGGGUCCUGGCGGCGCCGGUGUUCGUCCGGGAUCCCCGGUGCGUGAGCUCGGGCGCCGGGACACCCCUCGCGGGGCCCGGCCCGGGGUCUGCAUCAGACGGCCCGGGCCCGGAGCGCACGCCGUCCACCCGGCCGGAGGACGCACCCCCAACGGGGGCCGGCUCACUGCCGGGCUCAUCGCCCUUCUAUCCGCCGGCCAUUUCCUGGGUCGUAGUUUUGGUGGCCCUGGUGGACGAGCAGCCGAGUUUGCUUGCCCUGCCCACGCGCUCGCAGUUCUCCGGACUGGACCUGGAUAAGCACCGUGGGCUGUUGCCCCUGCCUGCGGAUCUGCUGGAUGACCAGCGCCAGGCCGGACGCGGCGGCACCGAUCGCUUGGAGCCGGCGUGGCCGCUUGACCGCUCGGUCCGGGGCUUUCGUCUAUUUGCCAGCCACCAAGACUCACGUACCGGGCGCCUGACGGCCCUCAUUCGGCGCGACAGCAGCUCCAUCGUUUGCGAGUACAUGCUUGGGCCCAAGGGACUUCGGUCUCUGUCUCGUGCGGUGUCCAUCGGCCCGGAGCUCGGCAACAUUGUCGCUGCCUGGGGCUACCGACUGAACACGCCCGGGUAUCUGCUCCAAACGAUCGAGCCCCCACGCCGGGGGCCGCUUUCGCCAGGCGGGCCGGCUGAUGGGUUUCCCACCCCGACGCGCAGCCUGGCCUCCUCGGUGGCCGGCUCGCCGUCCCUACGAGCCUCCGGUGCCGGGGGCGGGCCCAUGCUCAUCUCGCGCGAUGGGCGCUGCCUCGGGUCCUGCUGCUUUGGCCGCACCGUCGGCUCGGUGUACUUCGUGGACUCGGUAUCGCCGCGUGCCCCAGUGCGCCUGCUUCCCUUCCUUCCGACACGCUUCGGUGUCGUGUCCGACUUCGGGCUGGUGCCCUCGGAGAUGGCCGCCCCGCAUUAUCGGCCAUCCACACUGAGCGGAGCUCUCUGGGCCGUGGAUCCGUCGGAGCAGUGCUGGCUUCUUCUCCACCCGCCGGAGGACGAAGACUGGCCCAUGGCCUCGCCGACAGUCGGAGCGGGGGGCAUUCAGCGCCAUCAGUUUGGCGGCGGCCUGAUUGGUGUUCCCAUUCACCUUCCCCUGUUUAACCAGCCCGUUGUCGUGAGCACAUGGCCGGUGCCCAGCAUUGUCCUGGCCCAGCAGGGUGCCAGUCAGAUGCUGCACCUUGUGCACGACUCGCGCAUCGCCGCGCGGGUAUCCUCGCUCCUCAGUCGGCUUGAGCUUUCAUCCUUCCCCAUUCUCACGGACGUGGUGAAAACCCUGCUCUCGGAUGGCUAUCCGUCACAGGCGGCCCGCUUCCUGCAGGAUUCGGUCGGCCGGGCCAGCCCUGGGCUGGUUUGUGGCCCCGGGCCCGGCUCGGCCACCCACCCGCUGGUGGCCAACACCAUGCUCAAUGCCGAGCUGGCUACCGAGCAAAUCACCCGAACGCUGACGGACCUCCUGCGCGACGCACUGGAGGCGGCCUUCCGGGCCCGAAGCCGCGCCCUCGAACAGCCACAUGAUGCGGAGCUGCGGCGCGCGGCAGCCCAGCGUCUCCGCGGUCCAGGAUCUUUGAGUGAUGUCCUGCAAUUCCUCGCCCUCUUCCCGCAAUCGCACUCGGCCCUGGCCCAGGCCACGCGCCUGUCCGAGCCGGACCGCUGGCCGCUGCUCUAUGCGGUGGACACCGAGGCCACGGGGGUCGAUUCGCUGCUGCUAGACCCGCAGGGAGGAGUGGCCAGCCUGGCCGGUGAGGGGGCCCCAGCUGGUGGGCCCUCCUCCCCGGCCCCGGCCCCGGCUCCGAUCGAGUCGGACUUCGAGGCCCUGUCCCCGGGACCCGGCCGACCGGACGAUCGGCCGGCCAGCGACGCAUCUGCCGGCAACCCUGCCAGCAGGCCGCCCCCCGAAGUCGGCACCAGUGCCAGCAGCCUCUUCGACAGCCUGUCCGACGUGGAUAUGGCCGACGACUCGCUGACGGUCAUCCUGCCGAACGGCUGCGACUGUUGGGAUCGGCUGUGUCCCGGGGGGGAACUCUGCUUCGAGCACGACGCGCAAGAUGCCUCGGAGGUCCUGCGCGCGGCGUUGGCCUCCGGGCGCGUGUCGGCCGCCGCCUCCCUGCUGCUGGUUGUUCGAGACACCUGCGGCUCGGGAGCCGCCAUCAGCGAGGCGUUCAUUUUGCUGGAUGCCAGUCUCGAGGUCGGGGACUUUGCCUGCGCCUCGCAGGUGGUCAAGUUCCUUCGGGACAUGGCGAAAUCGGGCCUGUUUUACUUUGCCCAUUCGAUGAAGACCAGCAGCCUGUCCAUGAGCGAAGCCGAAUUCUUCAUCGGCCUGGCCCUGUCGCGCUUUGCUCGGCGCUGCAUCAAGCGCGGCCACCUCGUUCGGCUGGCCUUCUUCUCCAAGGCCCUGCAAUGGGACCUCAGCGCAUGGCUGGCUCGAUUCCGCAUGGAGCUUCCCCACUCGCCCUCUCGACGGACAUUGCUGUCGGCCUUGCGCCGGACCCUCGGCCUGCCGAGUGUCCUGGACCAGACCCUCUGCCGGUGCGGCUUUGUUGUGGAGCUCCGUCGGCAGGACCCCCUCGGGGCGCCGCGCACCCUCCGGACUCUGGAGGAGGUGGGCACCGGGGUGCCGGAGGCGGCAACGCUCAUCCGCGCCCUGGAGCUGGCCGCCGAAGGGAAGACCGCACAGGCAGCCGCAUGGGCGGCACAUGGCCCGGGGCUGGGGACGCCGGCUGGCACGAGCUCCGCCACCGGGGGCGGUGGACGCCGGGUACCACCGGCGGUGUUCCCCCCGCUGGGGGCCUGGCCGCGCCCGGCGACCUCGAGCCGUGCUGGCAGCGGGGCCCGACAGCCGUCCCCCUGGGCUCCGCGGGUGUCGGCCGCGGCGCUGGUGGACUCGCGCGUGGCCCGGCUUCGGCGCUGUGCGGAGUGUGGUCUGACCGCCGCGCCGGCGCCGCUGGCUCCGUUGGGCAGCUCGGCCGGGUCGGUCCUCGGCCGACUGCAGCAGGCCAUCGGCGGGGCCGCCGGCGGGGCCCACGACCCGGCCAUGGCCGAUGACGAUGCGUCGGUCGAGUACCUCCAGCUGGGGACCGACUCCCUGCCACUCCUGCAGCCGGCCGGCGAGCUGGUCCACUCGGUGGAAGAGCUGAUCCGCCUGACGGUCGAGCCCUUGCGCACGGUUUUCCGCCGGGCCGACCCCCACACCGGCAAGCCGAGCCCCACCAACACCUAUGUCGACCACUGUGUCCGGGCCUUCGGGGCACUUCUCCGGGCCGAGGACUUCCCCCAGGCCGAGCUGGCGGCCGCCGACGAGGAGAUCGACGAGGAUUACGCCCUGACCGACCAGCUCCCCAGCCCGGUGCGCCUGAUGCGACACCUGCUUUGGAGCUGCCUGAGGGCGGUGGAGCUCGGCCGGCAGCAGGCCACCAGCGCGCCGCCGGGGUCGGGCCCGGCCCCAGGCCCCGCCGCAAAUGCUGCGGCUGCCACCCCAAGCUCCGUGGCCGCCAGUGCGCCUGGCGUGGCUACGACAGCGCCGACGCCGACGCCGACGCCGACGACGGCCACCACCGCCACCGCCUCCGCCGGGGUCGCCGCGGGAUCGCCCGCCGCCGGGGUGCUCGGCACCAUGGGCAGCUUCCUCUCGGGGCUGGCUGGCUCCGGGCAGGCGACCCCCCGGCCGGCGGAGGAUACCACACUCCUCGGGGGGUCGGGCAGUGGGCGCCUGGACGAUGCCACCCUCCUGGCCAUGGGGCAGAUCCCGGCGGCUCGGGAGAUUGGCCUCCUGGUGGCCACCCUCCUGGAGGAUGUCCCGGCGGCGGUGCUCUUCCUGGAGGGCACGCCCGCGGCCCUGCACGAGCGGUACCAGCGCAUGUGGGAGGAGCAGGGACACCAUGUGUUCGCGCAGCAGGUGGCCGCUGGCCGGCCGGCUGCUGCGGUGCCCCUGUCCACCGCCGAGGCUCGGCGCCUGCUGGGCCCGGUGUUGGAGAAUACCACGGCCAGCUCGCGAUUGGUGGCCCGGCAUUCGCUUCCCGGGACGCCGCAGGCCCCAGGCCCGGGGACUCCGGCCGUCAUGGCCCCGAGCGGCUUCGGCAUCGGGUCCUCUGAUGGCAUGAACCGCGCCAUCGACCAGGCACUGGCCAAUGACAAGCUUCGUCGCCACCGGCUCCGCCGGCAGAUGAGCCUCGCGCCCGUGGACCCCGCCCUCGAGGGCGGGGCCACCGAUGACGGGGUCGACCGGUCGCUGUCUUCCGGCUCCGGCGGCUGGUGGCUGUGGUGAGCCUGAUAGGAGGUGGGACGCGUGCAGGUGGCGCACGAGAGAAUGGGCUUCGCGCGUGAAUGUACAUUGACAAGAUGUG